CUGGGAGCACUGCUCGCCGGCCCAGCGCUGAUAGCUUGCCCGCCAUUCUCUCGCUGCCCGACCCCACCGUCACGUUGCACACUGCUCGCUAUCUUUCCUUCCCCGUUUAUGAGCUUUAUAUGAGAAUACGCGUGGAUACUAGGGGAUCUUGGCAUGCGCCUGUGCGCAAAGGCGGCAUUUUGAUACCGACCACCGUCUCUUGCCGCCGUACACCCCUCCCCUUUCCUCUCAUCGGCACAUCGGCCACGACCUUGACAGCCAGAGACCCUUCGACCCAUCAUACACUAUACAUGUCCUGCAUGAGCACUAUUGGAAAGGGGAGCGCCAUCGCCGCCAGAUACGUGCAGAAACCCCACAGGGCCACCGUCGUGCGCCGGCGAGAUGCCUUGAACGGGAAACGUGCAGUGCUCUCGCUACCCACCACCUCCUGCGCAAAGACCUGCACGCUGUGUGAUAUUGGUUCCAAGCCCCUCGUCACUGCAGAUCAUGAGAUGUGGAAAUCGGGAUGGGUGCAUGGUUACAGUGGCGGUCGCCCUAUUCCCUCACUCGACGAGCAGGAUCGAACUCCCUGGCCCCCUCCAGGAUAUAGGCAACUGUAUGCGAGGAUAGGUCACCUCGUGCCGCCAUCUGCCACCGCCACCACCCUUGCGUGCUGCCGGAGCUCGGACACGAAGCCCCACCGCCGUCCACCUCCUGGGAGAUGGCUGGGGAGAGCUUCAGAUUCGAUCGGAUACUGA
Gaeumannomyces tritici R3-111a-1 is the source of this 737-nucleotide messenger RNA. RefSeq lists its product as hypothetical. The coding region runs from base 120 to 737 and encodes 205 amino acids. NCBI's taxonomy places the organism in Eukaryota, Fungi, Ascomycota, Sordariomycetes, Magnaporthales, Magnaporthaceae. The record is from RefSeq and is a predicted model, not a curated record. The transcript has a single exon.